Messenger RNA from Stylonychia lemnae, 504 nucleotides. Lineage: Eukaryota; Ciliophora; Spirotrichea; Sporadotrichida; Oxytrichidae. The record is from the annotation of a GenBank genome assembly.
AUGGUUGAGCCAUUGAAUCAGUUAUUCAGAGUAUUAAAAAGGAAGUCAAAUUCUAAUCGGAAAGCUAGAAUAGAUUCCUUUACCAUUAUAGAUAGUUAGAAUGUAAGCAAUUAUGAAUAUCCGAAAGAUGUUUUGAGUAAAGCUAACUUAUCUGCCAAAACCAAUAAAAUGUAUGAUAACUAAGAUGAUUUGUAAUUAGAAGAAAUCGAAUAGUUUAGAAAAGGAGCAAUAAAUCUAAGGCCACUUCAAGACACCCAAUCUUUCGAUAAAUUGGAAUCCACUAAUUACUUAAAUUCUAUGACAAUGACAUUAGAUUACUCGAAAGAAAAUAUAAACGAUAUUAGCAGAAACUCAAUCAGAGAAGAGCCAAUGUUUGAUAGGAAUGUACCCUUUUUGAAAAGAGAUCUUCAAAUACUAUCAAGAGGACUUAAUAGAAAUAAAAAAUAAAAGGAGGAGAUAUAAAAAUCAUUGUCAAAGUUUAAACUUACACUUAAUAGGAAUUGA